Messenger RNA from Pyrus x bretschneideri (Chinese white pear), 1407 nucleotides. RefSeq names its product ABC transporter I family member 1. The transcript is spliced from 3 exons. The record is from RefSeq and is a predicted model, not a curated record. Gene Ontology annotation, molecular function: ATP binding; transmembrane transporter activity; ATP hydrolysis activity. Gene Ontology annotation, biological process: cytochrome complex assembly. Lineage: Eukaryota; Viridiplantae; Streptophyta; Magnoliopsida; Rosales; Rosaceae. Bases 557 to 1243 code for a protein of 228 amino acids.
CACUCCCACUCCCCUGUGAUUUCUUUUCACGCCGAACCAUUAAAGAUGAACAGUCCAUAAACUCAGACAGAAUAGGAACAAUCCCACGCCGCCGCACCACACAGAGGAAAACAAUCCCACGUCUCCGAAAUUGGCACCUACCUCCGCCGCCAAACCCGCUCAAACAAGGACUUCACCGUCAAAUCGAUCCGGAAAGCUGCUAGUGCUUUGUCGCCUUUGGAACAGGCUUCUUCUGCUGAAGCUUCCAAGAAGUUGGAGCCCCUGAGAGAAGCUAUUGUGCAUAGGGGUAAGGAUGUCAGGCUUCUAAUGGCCAUCUAUGUCACUCAACUGUUUCAGGCUUCUAGGCCUCUUGUGCAUAGCUUCACCAUGUUUGAUUUCACUGUGUACUCGAUGGAAUUUUCUGAUGACAGUUACCAGCUACUUCCUGCAUUGUCUACUAGUUGGAACUUGGUUUGGCCGACGGGAUUUUGAACAUCGACCAAAAUAAUACACACUUCAGAAGGCCUCUGCGUAGUUCCAGAUUGGUUGUAAUUUUUCUAUUUCAUACACCCCAUUGAUGUCUCUCAGAAAGCCUCCGCUUCCCCGUCUCCUUCUCAACAAUGUCUCCUGCAUGAGGAAUGCCCAACAAAUCUUGAGACACGUAAAUGCCUCGGUCCACGAUGGUGGAGCACUUGUGCUGAUGGGCACUAAUGGCUCGGGCAAGACUACCUUCCUGCGUAUGUUAGCAGGAUUUUCUCGUCCUUCUGCUGGUCAGGUCCUGUGGAACGGGCACGACAUCACUGACUCAGGAGUUUUCCACCAGUACAAGCUUCAACUUAACUGGCUCUCCCUUAAAGAUGCGGUGAAAGAGAAGUUCACAGUUCUCGACAAUGUUCAGUGGUUUGAAGUUCUCGAAGGCAAGGAAGGGAAUUCACUGCCGGCUUUGGAGCUAAUGGGGCUCGGGAGACUGGCAAAGGAGAAAGCGAGAAUGCUGUCAAUGGGACAGCGGAAAAGGCUGCAGCUUGCGAGGCUGCUGGCAAUUGACAGGCCAAUUUGGUUGCUUGACGAGCCUUCGGUUGCACUGGACACUGAGGGGACAAGGCUGCUCGAGUAUAUCAUCGGAGAGCAUAGGAAGAAAGGCGGGAUAGUGAUUGUGGCAACACAUCUGCCAAUUGACAUUGAAGAUGCGACGUAUUUGAGGCUGCCUCCAAGGUUCCCGAGGAGGAUGACUCUAGUAGAUAUGCUUGAUCGUUCGGAUUUUUGAAUUUAUACCUAUUCUUUGUCAUUGCAAAGAAUGCAAGUAUGCAACUAUUUUUACAUGUUUCUUUUGUAACGCAUGCUGUGAAUGUUUGAUUUGCUUAACAACGUUUCCAAACGGUAUUUUAUAUGUCAUAAUACAAAUAAAGGAAAUGAUAAAUUUUUCGUACC